AUGUGCUCCUCGCGGGUGGCGGUCUCCGCCGCCGUGCGCCUCGUCGCGCGGCAGCAGCAGCAGCAGGCGCCGGCGCUGCGGCGCGUCUCCGCGCCCCUCUUCACCGCCACGCGGCGGUACGUUAACGCCCUGUACCGGGUUCCUCCGCUGCACACGGUCCCGACGCACAGCCCAAGCGGCGAGGAGGUCGACGCGGAGCUCUUUGUUCGCCAGGUGAAGGACCUCUUUGCCGCGCUGCGGCAGACGCAGCUGGUGGAGCAAAUACAUGAGAUGCGCACCUGCCCGUACUACGACUGCCUCUUCACCGCGGAUGUUAUCUUUCAGCACUACGACAUGGUGCUGCCGAUGCCCAAAUACGGCAGGGAGCACCGCAGCUCCGAAGUCAGCGAGACGCUGCGGUACCUGCGGGCCUGUGGAGCGACGGGCGACUUCAACCACAUUUUGCAGGACGUGAAGGGCGGUGUCGCGAGUGGUGGGGACUUUGUGUCCACCUCGCACGGCAUCCUCAUGGCCUACGGCACGGCCCGCACGAACAAGCUUUCCAUGAUGGCGCUCACGGGCGGUGGGGCGCCGAGUGAGGCCGCCGCCGCGCAGCAGCGGGCGCUGAAUGUGGUGCCAAUCGAAGUCGCCGCGGAUGCCCCACCACUUGCCGACUUCAUGGCCUUUGCCGGCAAACGCACGCUGAUCGUGCAGGACACGGUGCACGGCCGCAACGCGGCGGAGGCGGCGGCGCGCGGCAUUGCAAAGAUUCCGUGGCAGAUACUGCGGGUGGAGCCGGGGUGCAGCUUCCUCUCCCACCUCUGCGGCGUCAACGCGGUGUACGACGUGCUGGUGGAUCAGGACUACCCCGCCUCCAUGGAGCGCGUCGGCGAGGCCGGUCUGAACCCGUUUCCGGUGGAGUGGACGGAGCCGCGGAAGCUGGGCGUCACGAUGCGCAGCGUUUGCCUCGUCGCCCGCUUCGCCCGCGGGACGAUGAGCGCAGGCGGCUACGCCGACAGCGAUGGCCACCGCGCGGCGUCCUUCACCUACCACUCGCGCAACAUUGCGAAGAACAGCCGCCUCUUCCAAAACGGCCACCGCCGCCACGGCGACAGCGGGGCGCCGCUGGAGGCGCAGCUGCGCUCGGGGGAGCUGCCGGAGCCAGUCUACCAGCGCCCGCCGCGGUACGCCCCACCCAUGCAUCGCACCGGCGGUCUCAUGGCCUCCGAUGCGGGGCGUAACGACUGA
This is a messenger RNA of Trypanosoma conorhini, 1227 nucleotides long. RefSeq lists its product as uncharacterized. The record is from RefSeq and is a predicted model, not a curated record. The coding region runs from base 1 to 1227 and encodes 408 amino acids. The transcript has a single exon. Lineage: Eukaryota; Euglenozoa; Kinetoplastea; Trypanosomatida; Trypanosomatidae.